CACCAUCUCAGUCCUUGGCAGGAAGUUAACAACAGUGACUGCCAUGAAGACAUACAUUCUCCUUUCCCUUGCAUCGCUCGCAGCCCGCCACGUCGCCGCCGGCCCGCAUCCGCUUCUGCAAUGGGACCCGGCGACGGCCAAGGACUGCGCCGGAUGGUAUGACAAUGUCCAAGAAAUGCCAUGCGAAGAAGUCCGCAACCUCUUCAGCAUCACCCCCGAACAGUUACAUGAGUGGAACCCGUCAGUCGGACUCGACUGCACGCCAUGGAAUUAUCAGUCGUACUGCAUUUUCACCCUAAAAAGACUGGAAACCGAUCCGCCGCCGGCGGUAUCAGCCUCGACAACGGCGGUGGCCACCACAGCAACCGGCGGCGGCAGCAGCAGCACUCUAGCUCCCUCUCCCACCGCCUGGGCUGCGAGGGGUUGUUAUGUCGAGGACGCCAGGCUGCCGCUUCUCGACGAGAACGUCAGCGGGCCCGGCGGCGACGCCACGUUGACCAUUGGGAAGUGCAAGGACAGCUGCUACCAUCGGGCCUACCCCUUUGCGGGCGUGCAAGAGGGCAAUCAGUGCUGGUGCGGGACGUACGUGGGCGGCGAGUGGGCGCGGAACCAGUCCGACUGCAGCAUCCCCUGCUCGGGUGACAAAACGACGUUUUGUGGUGGCAAUGGCCUCCUCAACAUCUUCCAGGCGCUGGAGAACAGCGCGGUUUUUACAAUGCCAGUCACCGUCUCUGGCGCCCCUUCCGUCUCCGGCCCGUUCUCCGUCUCCGGAACAAGCAUGAGCACUAGCACAGCCAGCUCGGGGGCCACGAGGAACAUUGCUAUGUUUUGGCUGUAGGAUGGAAUAAAUGGGCUGCAUCCGCGGGAUGGAUUUUAUUUCAGUUUAGUGUACAACCACUCUUAUAUUUCC
Parathielavia appendiculata is the source of this 910-nucleotide messenger RNA. RefSeq lists its product as uncharacterized. Gene Ontology annotation, cellular component: plasma membrane. Lineage: Eukaryota; Fungi; Ascomycota; Sordariomycetes; Sordariales; Chaetomiaceae. The record is from RefSeq and is a predicted model, not a curated record. Bases 44 to 838 code for a protein of 264 amino acids. The transcript has a single exon.